Closterium sp. NIES-65 is the source of this 2580-nucleotide messenger RNA. The record is from the annotation of a GenBank genome assembly. NCBI's taxonomy places the organism in Eukaryota, Viridiplantae, Streptophyta, Zygnematophyceae, Desmidiales, Closteriaceae.
AUGUAUGCAUUGCCAACUAAUGCUGAGGGUGCCUGUCACCUGUGUGUGCCGCCUGCCCCAGGUAUAGAGUCUGCUGCUCUAGGUGCUGGUGAGGCUGCUGCUCUAGGCGCUAGUGAGUCCACUGCUCCAGGUGCUGGUGAGUCUGCUCUCUCUGGUACUACGCCUGCUGCGGCCUUGCACACCUUCACGCUUGACUCACGAGCUUCCCGCUCCUUCUAUCGCGAUUGCACCACACUCACGCCGCUCAGGCGGCCAGUGGCAGUCUCUCUGGCUGACCCCUCUGGGGGUCCGGUCCUUGCACACUCCUCCACGGAUCUGCCGCGUCCGGCGGUCCCGUCUGGCUCUCUGUCUGGCCUCCACCUCCCCUCGUUCUCCACGAACUCGGUGAGUGGAGCUGACCUUCAGGACGCGUGGGUUGACCAGUUCACUCCUGGAGGUCAGCGGGUGACCCACUGUUCGUGCACUCAGACGGGCCGGCACCUGGCCACGUUCACCCGUCAGCCUGGGUCGAGCCUGUACACACUGAGUACUGUGUCUCCUGCGGUUGCCGAGUCUGGUCAGGUAGCUGCGUCGGGUCAGGUGUUUGCUGCAGCGUCCAAGUCUCGUCCUGAGACUGCCCCCUGCUCGUUUCGCCUCCUGUCUCACAAGAUUCUCCUCUGGCACCACCGCCUUGGUCACCCCUCCCUGCCUCGUCUCCGAGGCAUGGCCUCCCGUGUCCUUGCCACUGGUCUUCCCCGGUCUCUCCCUCCCCUUCCCCCGGGGCCUGCCCCUAUCUGCGUUCCUUGCGUUGAGGGACGGCAGCGCGCUGCUCCUCACUCCUCCGAGUUCCCUCUGACGGAGGCUCCCUUGCAGACGCUUCACAUGGACGUGUGGGGCCCAGCCCGCGUCCAUGGCCAAGGUCACGAGCGCUACUUUAUGCUGGUCGUUGACGAGUACUCGCGUUACACCACAUUCUUCCCCUUGCGCCGCAAGGGUGAGGUCACUGAGGUGCUGAAAGACUGGAUCCGCGCUGCCCGUCGUCAGCUCAGCGAGAGUUUCGGCUCGGACCUUCCUGUUCUGCGUCUGCACUCCGACAAAGGUGGAGAGUUUUCCUCCGACCUUUUGCGAGCCUUCUGUCGUGCCGAGGGCAUCCGCCAGACGUUCACGCUUCCGGCCUCUCCGCAGAAAAAUGGGAUUGCUGAGCGCCACAUUGGCAUGGUCACGGAUGUCGCUCAUACGUUCAUGAUCCAUGCGGCUGCUCCCCAUUUUCUGUGGCCGUUCGCGGUUGAGUACGCGGCGCAUCAGCUCAACCUCCUGCCCCGGGUCUCCAUGCCGGAGACCACACCUAGUCUGCGGUGGACGGGGAAGGUUGGCGAUGGGUCUGCGUUCCGUGUCUGGGGAUCUCGAGCUUUCGUCCGCGACUUGUCUGCGGACAAGCUGUCCCCCCGUGCUGUUCCCUGCGUUUUCCUUGGCUUCCCCCCUGACGCGCCUGGUUGGCAGUUUACCAUCCCACCUCGCGUCGUGUUGUGUCCUCUCAGGACGUCACGUUUGAUGAGUCGGUUCCUUACUACCGUAGACGCAGUCGAGCCUGUCGAGGCAGCUAUUGACUAUGGUGCUGCUAGGGGUGCUGAGCCUGCGGGUGCCGGGUCUGGGGGUGCUGAGCUUGAGCGUGCGGAGCUUGGGGGUGCUGAGGUGCUGGGCCUGCUUGUGUGGAGUCUGGCAGUGCUGAGCUUGGAGGUCCUUCGGGUGCUUGGUCCCGGCGGCGAAUGGUGUGCUUGGUGCUGGAGCCGUGCUGCUGGAGCUGGUGUUUCUACGUGCGCUGGAGGCCCUGCUGCUGCUGGAGGUCCUGCCGCUGCUGGAGCUGCUGGGGGUUCUGGAGCCACUGGUCGUGGAGGUGCUCGUACUAGAGGUACUGGAGCUGCUGGGCCUGGUGGUGCUGUUGGAGCCGGAGCUGCUGGAGGUGCUAGGGCUGGCGGUGCUGCUGGGGCAGGUGCUGCUGGAGGUACUAGAGCUGGAGCUGCUAGCGCUGCUGGGGCUUCUGGUGGUCCUGCUCGAGCUGGAGCUGCUGGGAAUGCUGGAGCUGGAGGUGCUGCUAAAGCCGGUGCUCUUGUGGGUGCUGAAGUUGGCGAUUCUGGUGCUGUUGGAGGUGCUGCUGGAGAUGGUGAGCGUGUCCCUCUACCGUCUCCUCUUGGGUCCUCUCUUCCUGCCCUUUCUCACCCAAAGUCUGACUCCCUUCGUGCUGCUAGUCCUACUGUCACGCGUAUACUGGCCAGUGCUGUCACUUACCCUUUCUUUGAGUCCUCUGCUGCGUCUGCCUUAGUUGCUGAGCUUGUCGACUUUGCUGCUCACUGUCGUCUCGACUGCUCCGCUAGUCAUGUUGCUGAGUCUGAGUCUGUCUGUCCUUCGUCCGUCGGGGGUGAGUGUGCUCUUAGCAUGGACGUCUUUGAGGACAAGCAGGUGGACUUUGAGUGCUUUGCAGCCACUGUACCUCAUCUUGUGUCCAUGCUGAUUGCACCUGAGGGAGACCCGGAUGCACCAGACAUCCCGACCCCGCGCUCUUACGCAGAGGCGAUAGAGCGUCCCUACUCCUCUCAGUGGUAG